Messenger RNA from Seminavis robusta, 1112 nucleotides. The record is from the annotation of a GenBank genome assembly. NCBI's taxonomy places the organism in Eukaryota, Bacillariophyta, Bacillariophyceae, Naviculales, Naviculaceae.
AUGGCGACUCCAGACUCUGAUAUGGAAUCCACAGAACGGUCGAAGAAAGAGGACCGCAAGAAGCGUAAGGAGGAGUCCAAGAAAGAUUCCAAGGGGUCCAAGAAGGAGCGGAAAGAAAAGAAAAAGAAAGACAAGAAGAAGAAGGAGUCCAAUAAACGGCAUCUCUCCGACACAAGCAAGGAGGAAGUGUUAGUGCCUGAUCCCACCCAACAGCAACCAACCAAAAAGAAGAAGAAACACAACAAUGACAAUGACAAUGACAAUAGCAGUAAACUACCGUUUGAUCAUGCGUAUAUUGUGGCACCGAUGGUCGGAGCCUCGGAAUUGCCAUUUCGGUUAUUGACGCGCAAGUACGGCGCUCUUUUGGCAUAUACGCCCAUGAUGAGUUCGGUGCGAUUUGUCCGUGAACCAUCUUAUCGCAAUGAAAUCUUUCAGACCAACCCACUGGAUCGACCAUUGGUGUGUCACUUCAGUGCCAAUUCGCCCACUGAUUUUGCCAAAGCCGUUCAAUUGGUGGCGGACCAAUGCGAUGCCAUUGAUCUCAAUUUGGGAUGUCCUCAACGGACUGCCUUUGUCGGCCAUUUUGGCAGUUACUUGUUGGAUCCCGGUCCCGAUCGACAAUUGAUUUGUGAUAUUGUGCGUGCGGGCGUUGAAGCAGUGUCGCCUCCGAAACCCAUUUUGGUCAAAAUUCGACUCUUGGAGACAUUGGACGAAACCAUUCAACUCUGUCGUCAAUUAAAAGAUGCCGGUGCCAGUCUCAUUGCCAUUCAUGCCCGAAAGCGGGCCGGUUGGGAACGCAAGGGACCCGGGGCACGCGAUGGACCUGCCAAAUUGGAGUUUGUCACGCAGAUCAAACAAGCCGUGCCCAAUAUUCCCAUUAUUGCCAAUGGAAACGUCAUUUCCUAUCAAGAUGUACUCGACAACCAAACACUCACAAACGCCGAUGGAAUUAUGAGUGCCGAAGGAAUUCUCGAUAAUCCAGCACUGUUUCUGCCACGGUUGGGAAACAAUGAAACUACGAUACAACAAACAGUCACCAUUGUCGAUCCACUUUUACAUUGUUGUUUCAAGGACGAUGCUACUAUCCCACCAUUGGAUGAAUCCAAUAACAC